Xyrichtys novacula (pearly razorfish) is the source of this 560-nucleotide messenger RNA. NCBI's taxonomy places the organism in Eukaryota, Metazoa, Chordata, Actinopteri, Labriformes, Labridae. The record is from the annotation of a GenBank genome assembly.
GUUCCCUUUGGUGAAGUCAGGUCUGUUGUUGAUUGGCUGAAGAUCACCGGGGAAGAGGGUCAUCCUCCUAAUGAGCAUCUAAAGCGGCAGAUCAGAGGACUCGCUUGCACUCAGAGUGAAGUGAGUGGUGCUCGUUUCUGGGGUUUUUUCAAGAAACUUUGUGGAGAACCAGAAAAGUUCUUCAAACACUGCUUUGUGCACAACUUAUGCCCACUCAUUUUUAUGAGUGCCAGCGGGAAAAACCUAACACCUCCUGAACUGCCUGUGGGUGAUCGGGAGAAGCUCCUGGCCCUGUGUGACAUUACACUGUGCAAGGUAGUGGAGGCGCUGGGUGUUUCCAUGGUGAUUGGAGUUGGAAGGGUGGCUGAGCAGAGAGCCCGGCGAGCCUUGACUGCUGCAGGUGUCAGUGUGCGAGUAGAAAGCAUCAUGCAUCCAUCACCCAGAAACCCAAAGGCCAAUAAAGGCUGGGAAGGAGAAGCCAGAACCAGACUGACAGAACUUGGAGUCAUUUCACUGCUAAGCAUGAGCAACAAUAUGAUGAAAGCUCACAAGGAGAAUGA